Messenger RNA from Anastrepha ludens (Mexican fruit fly), 10520 nucleotides. RefSeq names its product protein trachealess (gene trh). NCBI's taxonomy places the organism in Eukaryota, Metazoa, Arthropoda, Insecta, Diptera, Tephritidae. Gene Ontology annotation, biological process: regulation of transcription by RNA polymerase II. Gene Ontology annotation, molecular function: protein dimerization activity; RNA polymerase II transcription regulatory region sequence-specific DNA binding; DNA-binding transcription factor activity, RNA polymerase II-specific. The record is from RefSeq and is a predicted model, not a curated record. Bases 1180 to 4017 code for a protein of 945 amino acids. The transcript has 10 exons.
GAAUUAUUCUGCACGUACUCGUCGCCAACUUCGGACGCACUGUGUGUAUAGUCGCCAAGUCGUACUGCGUACGUUUUAUUCUCGUGCACUUCCUUUUGUCGUUUUCGGUAUCGAACCAGCGCGCAUACUAACGAAACUGUGCCAUUCCGCACCACUUUCUUUUGCAACGGUAUCAAUGGUGCGCCCAUAAACAGAUUUUCAACACAGAAUGAAUUGAUUGAGUGGUUGUUUGGCAGUGACGGGUGGUAGUAGACAACUAACCCUGGCAACAGAGUGUUAGCCGCCGACUACGUGCAAUCGUUGGCCACAAUUGUUAGCCAAAUCACAUUCGCUGCUGAACGCUCACGCGUGAGCAUCCCUGCACCUGCCUCACCGAACGCACUGGACUCUGCGAUACCACCACAAUAGAAAGCAGCUAUCAUUAUUGACAAGGCACACACCGCAACGUGUUGCCAUUAAGUACGCGCGAAACGUACAACGUAUUGCGACGUGCACUUCAAGUAGCCCGUUCGGCACGCGGUCAAUAAAAGCUCAAAUUCAUCUGAACGCACGUCGCGUACGGUCCGUACUCGGACGCAGAGGAUUCAAUUGGAAUUACUAAUCUGAAUUUGCCGAAUUCGGCAGACACAAAAUCGCAAGUGCCAACCGGAAGGCCACAAAUAACGCCAAACGCUAACCCCUUACUCGUUUCCUCAUUGCAACAAAGCGCCUCCCUUGCUCUUCCUUCGAAAAAAGUUUUUUAGUGAAAAUUGAAAACCCAGCCAGUUUUGAAAAUCGAUUCAGUGUAUGAAUAGUGCCAGUGUUUAUGUGAAAGUGAAAAAAAGCAAAAAUAGGAUGAGAUAAGAUAAUGUAAAUGAUACCUUGGUGAUACCUUAAAACAUAUAUGUGUGUGUGUACAUAGUGCAUAGCAGGAUAAAGCAAAAUAAACUCGAAAUUUGUUAAUGAAAAAAAGUUGUUGUGCUGCGAAAUAAAAUUUAUGAAAAAAUAAAAAAUUAUUAAAGAAUCAUAAUAUGAGCUCAUACUGACAAGCUUAUAAGUGCACAGUGACUCCGGAUGUCAUAAUUAGAAACGAAGAAUCAUGAAUACAUGUUAAACAGUUCAUCUAUAAACCAAAGGGAUAUUUCUAAUCCUUUCGGUCGACCAAACAAAUCAGAACUUUAAGACAAGUAAUUAAUCGAUAUGUUACCCUAUCAAGCUGUUGCCAUGGAUUAUGCUGGCUACCAGCGGCAGCCUACGCCCGGUCAUCCCGGGAAUCACAUGCCAACUAUGGGCUCGCUGGGUAUGCCUGGUGUGGGGGCCGGAGCCUUUACUCACUCAUGGCUAAUGCCAACGCAAGACCUUUGCGCUAUGCCAUAUGGCAAAAUGUCUAAUCAGCAUCAAAACGGGCCGGGAAUGCACGGCUCUCAGCAACCUAUCGAACCAGGAAUACUCGAGCUUCGAAAGGAAAAAUCUCGUGACGCGGCGAGAUCACGUCGUGGCAAGGAAAACUAUGAGUUCUACGAGUUGGCGAAAAUGCUUCCUCUACCUGCGGCUAUAACAAGCCAGUUGGAUAAGGCUUCCAUUAUAAGACUGACAAUAAGUUAUCUAAAACUAAGAGAUUUCUCGGGACAAGGCGAUCCACCAUGGACUCGUGAGCAGUCGAGUAGUAGCAAGUUAAAAAGUGCAGCCAUUCGACGCAGUCCUGCCGUUGAUUUAUUCGAACAACAUCAAGGCACGCACAUCCUGCAGUCCCUCGAUGGAUUUGCAUUAGCCGUUGCUGCAGAUGGUCGAUUUCUAUACAUAUCGGAAACGGUAUCUAUUUACUUGGGUCUGUCCCAGGUAGAAAUGACAGGAAGUAGCAUAUUCGACUAUGUUCAUCAGGGCGACCAUGCAGAAAUUGCUGAUCAAUUAGGCUUAAGCUUGACCAACGGCGGUAUUGCAGGUGGUGGCAACGGCAACGGGACUACCGGUCUGGCGUCUCCCACUUCAGGCGCAUCCGACGACGGCGUUGGCACUCACGGCACAAAUAACCCCGACGUCUCUGCGCAAAUGACAGUGUCCUCCACCAGCGGAUACAAAGGUUACGAACGAUCGUUUUGCAUUCGCAUGAAAUCGACACUAACCAAACGAGGCUGCCAUUUCAAAUCCUCCGGCUAUCGGGCAAACGAUCAAUCGGUCAAUGGUGGUAAAAACGGUAAACCAAUGGGCGCCAAUUAUUCGGUCGUUUUGUUGCUGUGCAAAUUGCGACCGCAGUACACGUUCUCACACACACGAAAAUCACCGCCGCCUUUGUUGGGAAUGGUCGCCUUGGCAAUCGCCCUACCACCCCCUUCCGUUCAUGAGAUACGUUUGGAAUGCGAUAUGUUUGUAACCCGUAUUAAUUUCGAUUUUCGAAUAGCGCACUGUGAGCCAAGGGUAUCCGACUUGCUGGACUACAGCCCAGAGGAUCUGGUUAAUAAAAGUAUGUACAGUUUAUGUCAUGCUGAGGACUCCAUCCGGUUGCGAAAAAGUCAUAUGGAUCUAAUAGAGAAGGGUCAGGUCCUUACCGGAUACUUUCGGCUGAUGAAUAAAAAUGGUGGCUAUACCUGGUUGCAGACAUGUGCAACGAUCGUUUGCAGCACGAAAAAUGCUGACGAACAAAAUAUUAUAUGUGUCAACUACGUUAUUAGUAAUCGAGAGAACGAGAAUCUUAUUUUGGACUGCUGUCAGCUAGAGCCGAGUGUGGAUUGUAUUAAGCACGAAGAGCUUGGCACUGACAAAAAUUCUGGUUCACCAAGUGGCGAUCCCGCACCUGAAGGUCAAGCCGGUAUUGGAAAUGAUGCGAAAGCAUCAUCCCCAAAGGCUGAUAGUGAUGGGCACAACCAGCGUUCCCGUGGGCGGUGCUCAAAUUCAGCAGCUAAUACAAACGCCAGUAAUUUAACUUUAGUGAAAGAUAGUCCAAAUUCUAUAAGCGUCGAGAUGGAGAGUGCUGCAAGUUCCCUGCCUGUGACUGUAGCUACACCGGCGACUACGCCUACUACGACAACAAAACGCAAACGAAAACCCAAAGCUUCCAUGCAAAUUGAAGAUACUGGUGAGGUUAGUACAGUUAGCGCCCCGGCCGCAGAUGCACAGCCGCAAUCGAAAAUACCUGCCAUUGAGAGGGACGCACCACGCAGCCGCCUGCCGUCUACAGUCGAUCAAAUCUCGCAACAGCAGGUACAACAGCCACAGCAAUCACAACAACAACAGCAGCAUUCUGAGGCUUCAGUGAAAGAUUUAGAAAAUGCUAUGUCCAAGCACUUGCCUUCGCCCGGAGUGAACGCCACCGAAGCUGCUCCCGUUGCCACAGAUUUCAGUGCCGACGCACUACUAAAACAACAACAACAUGAAAAAAGCACCACCAUUCAGUGGAUCGGUACACCUCACUAUCAACAACCUGCUCCCAUGCCGGCCACUGCUUUAUUGAGGCAGCUCUACGCGAAUCGAGAGAGUGUAAUUAGAGCAACCGCCCGACAAACACCAACGGGAGUCUUUUACGGUGAACAGCAAAGCGGACCUCUUCCCACACCACCUGGCAGUGAGUCGUCUUACGACAAUCACCAAUAUCUACAACUGCAUCCCGCUCAUCCCCAGAAGUCAUCGUCGGAUGCAUUCACGAAUUUGGUAUCGACAUACGGUGGUUAUCACAGCUCUAUUGAUUAUCACAAUGCAAUGACCCCACCUAGUUCGGUAUCACCACGUGACACCACCAAUUCCCUAAAUGCAACCAAAGCGACCUCACAUAACAGCAACGGAUACGAAUACACCGAUCCGCUCCGUGUUCAAUAUACAACGCCGAACAACACAGGCGAAAGUGGUGGUACACCCGCACUCCCCCUUAAACCACAACCGUAUUCAGCAGCAGCGGCCACCAUGCACCACCCGCACUCCUCAUCCGACGCCACCAACAUUACCUAUAGCAAUCUUGACCAACCUCAAUACUUUACACCGCAUUCCAGCUUUCAUUUGUACCACAAAGGCACACCCACAAGUGGCUGGUACUCGGCACCGUCAUAGGUCAGCUUUCAGGACUGCGAUUUGCAUCAGCAGUUGGGACCUCAACAAGAGCAACAAUUACAACAAACUCAGUUGCAUUCAAAGGAGAGCUGGGAUAUUGUAGGAGCACUUGGCAAAGUUGCAAGAAUGUUCUUCAACGUCCGAAAAGGAAAUUAAUAUCAAUGAUGUGUUUACUUACGCAGAUAGGAUUUUGUGUGCCGAGUGUUCCACAAAAAUUAGUAAAUAUGCAUACAUUGCUUGAUGUAGAGAAUGCAAAGGUGGCGCCAUCCGCAAACCGCCACUUUGUUCUUGGCGAAUUUGAAUAUUGCGGAAGGUCGAUACAGAAAUUAAACAAAUCUUUGCUUGUAUGACGCAUUCUAUCAUUUUCCUUCAAUUUGCUUUCGCUUAUUCCUCGCUCCUUUCGUUUGUUUAUUUUCUGCACUGUAUCCUAUCAUUCUUAUAUAAAAAUAUACUGCCGAGUUGGUCACAUUACAAAACAUAUACAUUUUACUACACAUAUACGUUUGUACAAGUAUGUGUAUGUAUAUAAUAUGUGCCAUCCCAAUAAGCAAAAUGUAAUAAAAUAGACUGAAAACAAAAUUUUGAAAACAUAAGUUUUAAAGUUGGUCGCUUAUUGGUAAGGCCCAUUGCAUAUGCAUUCUUACUUGCUUAUGUACAUACAUAUGUAUGUAUGUACGCACAUUAGAGUGCUCAUGAAAUACAUGCAUAUAUAUGUAUGUAUAUUGCAAAUGUACAAGCAGAAUUGUGUCGUUUGUCGAUAAAAAAUAAUAUAGUAAUUACAUAUGUACAUAUCUACUAUGUAGGUGCCUAUAUCGUAAAAAGAAAGAACACCCGCAAUUUUUCUUUCGAAAUAGAAUGUUGGCUUUUUUAGUCUGCGUGCUCGAACGCAUAGCUUAUGUCCAAAUAUGAGAUUCAAGUACUUAGGUACAUGCAUAUGUAUACUCCCGACCUCCCUCGUUCCUCAUAGGAUAUGUACGUAAUGAAUCCACCUCCCUUCAUUCUUCCGCUUCUCAUGAAUGAUAAACAUGAAUGUGCAUAUGAGCUUCCAAAUCUCACUUUUCAAUGUUCUAAUGAGAAAAUACAAAUUUAUAGUGGGAAAACGUAAAUUCAUAGCGCGAAAAUGUACUUUUAUAAUGUAUUGGUAACGAAACAUAAAAAUUUAUAAAAAUGAAGUGCUCUGGAGUCUGCGGGCAAAGGCUUCAAGACGUGCGGUACACAGAUGGGGUAAAUUAAAGCAAAAAAAGGGAUAUUGAGCACAAAACUUCACAAUAUGAAAAUCCUUUUACAACGUGAAAUUAAAGUAGGACAACAUAUUUACAUCCCCACUUGCAUACCGACUAAGCUUAGAACAUCUGUAUGGAACGUAGUUGUGUUUUGUAUUGCUCUUGCGCAACCUCCUCUCGUUAUACAGUUUCUUACUUCAUCCACUGCUCUUAGGAAGUAUUUUAUAUUUUACUCGCACACAUCAGCCCUACCUACUUGUGGUUUGCUUUAUGUUAAAGCAUAUGCUCUCAAUUGGGUUGAGCAUUGAAGAAGAUGGGCGCGACCUACAACGCAUGCCUCUCCAGAGGAACGCUGUGGAAUUCUGCUGUACAUUGUCACAAACCAAAACCAGGUCGCCAAUGUUAUUUCUUAUUUCUGUCCACUUUGCCAUAAGAUCAGCUAUCCAUUGCGACCAUAUUACCGUUGUUGACACCCCCCUUCCCCUUGUAUGUUUAACGCGCCAUCCGUGGUUAUUGAGCCAUUAAGGUGGACGUUUGGCCAAUUUUCGAUCGGUCAAGUGACAUUCGGCAGAACAAAUUCAGAUUUAUUUCAUCCAUCUAUGAUGACUUCCUGAGAUGGCUUGGCACACUUUUACAUUUCAUGUUUGUGCUGCAGAUCGCACAGUUACCUGUUUAAAUUCUAUUUUAUUUACAUGAGCUUCCAAUGCAGAAGGUAUUGAAAUAUUGAUCUGAAUAUUUACUCAUGUUUUUCAAUUUCAUUUUCAAUCAAUAGUGUAAUAGUGUAAUUACUCUAGACUUUAACGUGAAUUAACAAACUUAAGAACAACCCGCGAAAUGGGAAACGUCUGUACAUUAAUAAUUACUCCAGCCUUAAGAAUUUUAGAGAGCUGUUCAUUUUCGAUUCUUAAGUUACGUAAAUUGAAAACGAUGAGAGAAUCAUUUUGGUUUCUUCUUAAUUCAAUAAGCCUGCACAGGUUUGUAUUAUAUUGGUUUUUUACAUAAAUUUAUAUCAUGUGGAACCGUUGGAGACUCCAGAUGCAGAAUGUUGUAAAAUUAUUAGGUCGAGGCUAAUUAUGAACGAUAUGUUUGCCAUAGAUGGUAGCUCUAGAUGGCACUUCUUCGUCGAAUCGGCGACGCGAAAUUUUGAGUUCAGAUUAACCACAAGAAGAGUUUGUUUAAUCUAUAAAUUAAAAAGUAGAAAAUAUAAAAUAUUUUAUUAAAAGCAUAAACAAAUCCGAAUUUAUUUUACAUCGGAAGCACUUUACCUCAUAUAAAAAUAUAAAAAAAAAGAAAUACCAUCUAGGUGUAAAAGUGUUGUUUAGCUGAGGGAGAACAAAAUACCAAGUUUAGAGUUAGGAUCGAAUUACAGGAAGUAGGGACUACAUCAAGGUGUAAACACCUUUUAGUUCUUACGUAACUUAUAUUACAUUUACGUCUAGAGCAAUUACACUAUCAUCUCCCUAAUUAAAAAAUAAUACACACAAAGCUGAGUGAAUGUAUUUUUUCCUUAUGAACUUACGUUUUCUGAUUAUCAAUUUACAUAUUCUCAGUACAAACUUAUAAUUUCUAGUUAUCAAUUUACAUAUUCUCAAUAAAAAUUUAUAUUUUCUCAUUAACAUUUACAAAUCUCAAUAUAAAUUUGCAUUUUCUCAGUUUCAAUUUGUGCUUUUUCAACAUAAAUUCACAUUUUCUCAUUACAAACUGGAAAAGGCGUAGAACUCCAAACCAAACUUUCCAGGCGGUAUGACUUUCGCCAUUUUAUUUAGCUAUAAUAUUGAUUGAUAAAUUGGGCCGCCGUAGCCGAAUGGGUUGGUGCGUGAUCACCAUUCGGAAUUCACUGAGAGGUCGUUGGUUCGAAUCUCGGUGAAAGCAAAAUUAAUAAAAACAUUUUUCUAAUAGCGGUCGCCCCUCGGCAGGCAAUGGCAAACCUCCGAGUGUAUUUCUGCCAUGAAAAAGCUCCUCAUAAAAAUAUCUGCCGUUCGGAGUCGGCUUGAAACUGUAGGUCCCUCCAUUUGUGGAACAACAUCAAGACGCACACCACAAAUAGGAGGAGGAGCUCGGCCAAACACCUAACAGAAGUGUACGCGCCAAUUAUUUAUUUAUUUUUUAAUAUUGAUAAUAACUGAAUUCUAUUAUCCAUGCAACUUAAGAAGCCUCGAUUUGUAUAAUCAAACGGAACACAGAAAGAAUAACUGUUUAUUGCUUACAAAUUUAAAUGAAAUCUUUAAAUGUCCUACUAAUAAAAAGCUCGGGCAUUCACUUAAAGUUAAGCGUUAAAGGUUUGCUCGUAAAUGCACGCCGAUUUUACUUAUUCCUACGGUGAGUGAUUCUAUGAGUUGUGGAUAGACUUCAUUAAGAAGUUUACAGAUAUAUCAGGUCACUGUUCAUAUGGGUGCAUUCUCAGUUAGCGUAGCUCAAGUAUGAAUAAAUAAUAUUUAAAAAAAUGUAUAACAUUUUCAAGCAUUUAUGCACUAGGUGUAAAAAGUAAAAUUAGUCGCAAACAUGUACAUACACAUAUACACAUACACUUGAUUUUGAUCCUUUCUUGUUGCAUAUAUAAAGUAAAUAUCCCCCUAAAAAAAUUAUGUAUGUACAUAUGUGUAUACUCUUACAUUUGUAUACUAGCUUAAAUAUCGGAAGUUAACGUUUAAACUUUGUGUAAAAUACUCCUAUACAUAUGAAUGUAUGUAUGUAUUUGUAUAUUUUUCGCAUACUACUAUACAUGUGUAAUAUUAAAUCAAAAUAGGCUAUUAUGGAAAACACAAUGGAAACUUGUGAAAAUACUCGAAAUAAAAAAUUCCAAUUACUACAUUAUAGGAAGAAUCCAAUUGCUUGUAUAAGACUUAGAUAGUGUGCCAAUAAUACAAAAAAGAAAAACACUUUAAUAUUUAAUAAUUAGAAGUGCAUUUUUUAUUGUUAUUAAUUGUUUAAGUUAUAACCGUUUACUUAAAAGUGUAUAUAAAAAUUAGGGUGCAAAAUUCUGCAAGGCACAAAUACAACACAUUGACAACAUAUCAAACGUUUUUUUUUUGUUUUCACCCUUUGUCUGCGUUAUUAGUCUCCUCUCCAUUGUAAAUGAAUGUGCUUAUAUGUAUAUGUAGAUGUAUGUAGAUAUUCACGUAUGUACAGUAUGUAUAUAGCCAUAAACGCCACACCGCUUUCGAGAUUUUGGUACUUUUUCCCACCGCUCAUUGCUAAGAAUAUUAUGGGAAUGCUCCGUUCUUUUCAGCUUUUAUAAAUCGUUUCAAUAAAAGCAUAUACAUAUACAUACAGUGGCACAGUAAAGUCUACAUACCCCAUUGAAAAGCGAGGUUUGGAGAUUUCUGUGAACAUUGUAGCAUUAGAAUAUAUUCCAAACAAAACCAAUCUAACAACAAACAAUAAAUUUUAACAAAAAAAUUUUAAUCCAAAAAUAUUUAUUAACAAAAACAAACAAAAUUCAUUUUCCAAACACAGAAAAGUCUGCAUACGGCUUUGUAGUGGAGUACACAAAAUGCAGUUCUGUACUCAAACAGUGCUACCAAUCACUUCAGGCGUCUUUACUAGAUACCGUUAGUUAGAAAGAAGUUUAGUUCUUCGAUAUUAAUAUUGUAGCUGUGUUAAUUUAACCAAAAUGGGUAAAGAAAUCUGUGUUAAAGUACGUGAGCUAAUUGUGAAAUAUUACAAGGAAAAAAAUCUUUAAGAGAGAUUGGAGAACAUCCAAACAUCCGGACAUCCAAAAUCAAGCAUUCAAACAAUUAUUCGGAAAUAUAAUCACACUAAUAGUGUAGAAAACAAACCAAGAAGUGGUCGCCCACCUAAACUGACUCCUCGUGCUAAGCGAAAAAUAUUGUUAGACGUGCAAGAAAAUCCAAGAAUAACAGCAAUAGAAAUUGCAAAAACCCUGAAAAAUCAGGAUAUUGCUUCAGUGCAUCCAGAAACGGUGAGACAUUUAUUGAGAAGCAAUGGACUCCACAACCGUGUGCCUCGAAAGAAGCCAUUCAUCAGCAAAAUAAAUAUGGAGAAACGAGUCGAAUUUGCUAAGAAAUAUAUUGAUGCAUACGAAGAUUUUUGGGCUAAUGUUUUAUUUAGUGACGAAAGCAAGUUCAACUUGUUUGGCUAUGAUGGCAAACAAAAAGUAUGGCGUCGAAAUAAUGAAGCAUUAUUGCCCAAAAACUUGCUUCCUACGGUGAAGCACGGUGGUGGCUCCAUAAUGGUUUGGGGCUGCAUGUCAGCGGCUGGGGUGGGUAAUUUAACAUUUAUUGAUAUUAAUAUGGAUCGCAUGGUAUAUUUGAAGCAAUCCGCGAGUAAACUGGGUCUUACGGCGGGUUGGUACUUUCAGCAAGAUAAAGACCCAAAACAUACCGCUGGUGUUGUCAAAGAAUGGCUACUAUAUAAUGUGCCCCAUCAACUUCAUUCCCCACCCCAGUCACCGGAUUUGAACCCCAUAGAGAAUUUAUGGGAUGAAUUGGAUCGUCGCAUUAGGAAAAGGACAAUUAAAAAUAAACAGGACCUCAAAAAUGCUUUACUUGAAGAGUGGAAUUUAAUUUCGAAUAAUUACACAAAAGUAUUGGUAAAUUCCAUGCAAAAUAGAUUAAAUGCUGUUCUAAAAAGUCGUGGCGGACCCACCAAGUAUUAAUUCUGUUGUCUUUUUAUUUCCUUUUAAGUGAAACACAUUCUUUUUACAAAGUAUGCAGACUUUUCUGUGUUUGGAAAGUGAAUUUUGUUUGUUUUUGUUAAUAAAUAUUUUUGGAUUAAAAUUUUUUUGUUAAAUUGUAUGGUUUGUUGUUAGAUUGGAUUUGUUUGGAAUAUAUUCUAAUGCUACAAUGUUCACAGAAAUCUCCAAACCUCGCUUUUCAUUGGGGUAUGUAGACUUUACUGUGCCACUGUAUAUAUACGACUCCACAUGCGUGUAUAUACAUAUGUACAAACAUACACAUACGUGUGUACCCACAUAUACAUAUAUAUAUAUACAGUUUUAUUACAAUAAUUGUAUCGUAUACUUGCUCUAAGAAAGGUUAAUCCGGCUAAAAAUAAUAAGUAAGUACAUUUACACCAUUUGUGUGUAGUAAAUUAAAAACAAGUACACAUAAAAUAUAAUAGAAAAUAUAGAAAUAUCCGUAUGUAUGUACAAGCAGUUAAAUAUAAAUUAAAUCGCAACACUUGUAUACAUUUAUGUUGAAUAUUUUUUACGGAAACGUACACACAUACACAUGUGUGUAUAUGUAUAUAAAUAUACAUAAAAACGUUUACAGUAGUACGAAUAAAAUGUUCUAAAUAUGGAAUAAAUGAAGAAAUAAA